AUGAGACUCUCUAGCAGCUGGCCUCAUCUCCUGAGGCUGCUCCUGGCAAUCUCACUCCAUCAUGUCGCAGUCACCGCUCGCGCUAUCCCCGAGAUCGUGCUCGGCCCGGAUUCGCAUGGAUCCCUCGGUGCCGUGGCCAGCGAGGCUGCCGAGUGCAGCGCCAUAGGAAGAGACUUGAUCGCCAGAGGCGGCAAUGCCGCCGACGCGCUAGUUGGCACGACGUUCUGCGUCGGCGUCAUCGGCAUGUAUCACUCAGGCAUCGGUGGCGGCGGUUUUGCCAUAAUCCGCGAUGCCCACGGCAACUACGAAGCCGUGGACUUCCGCGAGACUGCCCCUGCCGCGGCCCAUCAAGACAUGUACCAGGGCAACGUGAACGGGAGCAUCGUCGGCGGUUUGGCCGUCGGCGUGCCCAGCGAGGUCCGCGGCCUCGAGUAUAUCCAUAAGAAAUAUGGUGUACUCCCCUGGAAGAUCGUCAUGCGAGGCGCCAUCCAUGUCGCAAGAAACGGCUUCAAAGUGUCGAGCGACACGGUCAGCUACAUGGAGAGAGGCGUCGCCGGGAGAGAGUUCAACUACCUGUCCCAGGACCCCAGCUUUGCGCAGGACUUUGCCCCCAACGGAACGUUGCUGGGUGUUGGCGACAUCAUGACCCGAAAGCGAUAUGCCGACACUCUCGAAAAGAUUGCGGAACAGGGAGGGGAUGCCUUCUACACGGGCGAGAUUGCCGAGGCCAUGGUCAAGUACAUCCAGCAGACAAACGGCAGCAUGACGCUCGAAGACUUCUCGUCCUACAAGGUCCUGUCCCGUCCCGUCAAGUCGGUGCGCUACCGCGGCGUGGACCUGCACACGGUGGGCGCGCCCGCAAGCGGCGCCGUGUGCCUCAACAUCCUCAAGACGAUGGAGCAGUUCGACCUGUCCGACCGCGACAACGUCAACCUCACCGCGCACCGCUUCGCCGAGGCCAUGCGCUUCGCGUACGGCUCGCGCGUCGAGCUCGGCGACCCGGACUAUGUAAACGGCGUGCGCGCCUUCGAGGACCGCAUGCUCAGCGAGGUCAACGCUCGACGCAUCCGCGCCAACAUCUCCGACGACCACACGCAGCCAGUGGAGGCGUACGAUCCGUCUGACACGUACGCGCCCGACGGCCACGGCACGUCGCACAUUGUCACGGCCGAUGCGUCGGGCAUGGCCACGUCGCUGACGACUACUAUCAACCUCCUCUUUGGAGCACAGAUCAUGGAUCCGACCUCGGGCGUCAUCCUCAACAACGAGAUGAACGACUUCUCCAUCCCCGGUGUGCCCAACGAGUUCGGCUUCCAGCCCUCCGAGGCCAACUACAUCCGCCCUGGCAAGCGGCCGCUCUCGUCGGUCACGCCCGUCAUCGCCUCGGACCCGCGCCGCGACGGCGCCCUCAUCGCCACCGUCGGGGCUGCGGGCGGCUCGCGCAUCAUCACCGCCACCGCCGCCGCCCUGUGGCACGUCUUCGAGCACGCCAUGUCCAUGCGCGAGGCCCUCGCCGAGCCCCGCAUGCACGACCAGCUCAUGCCCAACACCGUCCUGCUCGAGUACAAGUUCGACAACGGGACCGCUGCCUCCCUGGCGUCCAGGGGCCAUAACCUGACCCGCGUGGCCGAGGGGCUCAGCGCUGUGCAGGGCAUAAUGAUGCUGGAUGACGGGGUCUUUGAGGCGGCGAGCGAGCCGAGGCAGCGCAACAGCGCCGGCUUCACAAUUUAG
Molecule: messenger RNA, 1731 nt
Organism: Purpureocillium lilacinum
Lineage: Eukaryota; Fungi; Ascomycota; Sordariomycetes; Hypocreales; Ophiocordycipitaceae
Source: RefSeq, a predicted model, not a curated record